CUCUGCACCCACCUCCAAGUUCAGGGCGUGUCUGCGGCCCUCGGGGGCCCCAGCCCCUCUCCUCAGCCAGCCCCCUCCUCCCAGCCCUGCUGGGAGCUCUGUCCCUUCCCGGAUGACCGCAGCCCUCCACACCGGAGCCCUGGCCGUGCUAGCCCCCUCCCAGGGCCCGUUCGAAUGGACGGCCCUCUCUGCCCCUCUGGCCAUUCCCAGGAUGGGGCUGCCCGCUCAGUGUUUGGAGGCAGCAGACGUGACUCCCCGCCAUGUGCAGAGCCCGGAGGCCGGCAGGGAGGACGAUCUGCUCCCGAUGACUGCCCCAGCCCUGCCCAGCUGAGCCCCGGGGACUGGGACACAUGCCCGUGUGUCCACACCGUGAAUGACUGUGACCCUGCGCGUCCUCGGUGCCUGCGUAUGUGCAUGUGCAGUGUAUUCACGUGGCCGGUGGCCUGUCCACUCUGAGUGGUCUGUGAGCCUUGUGUGCCUGGGCCCCCUGCAAUCUGGCAGCUGCCCGGCUCUGUUCCGAGGUGGCCCAGCCGCACCGAGGUGGUCUCUCCGGGUGCUGCGUGAGGAGGGUUCGGUAGGAGCCCUGCACGCUCGUGUGCACGCACUCGCCGAGCCCCGGCCGAGGCACGCGCUGGGGCGGUGGACGGCCCAGGUGGCAGCCCAGAUGGACCACGGAGUGGCUUCUGAGCAGGCGAGCGGGGUGUGGGGAGAGGAGGGUCUUGGCCAAGCUCGGUCGCGGCAGGCUCAGCCGCCGACCUGCCGGCAGCCACCCAGAUGGAGCCGGGCUGAGCAGGUGGCCAUGCCGUGGGGCCAUGCCGGACAUCCACGCCCCUCAGCCUGGCCUGGCCCGCGAGGGGUGACCCUCCCAGAGACCGCAGUGCCCAGGGACACCCUUCAGAGCAGGGACGUGCUGUGUCAACAGGCUCUUAAAGCUUCUGCUGUUCCUCAUCUCAGCUGCCCCGGGAGCAGGGGUCUCGGGGGGUGGAGUGAGACAAGGAAGGGCCGCAUCCCCAGGAGUGAGUCUGCUCAUACUUGGCUUCCUCCAGUCACUCACCAGUGCCCCCAGGGUAGACGGAGACCCAGGCUCUGCCGGCGUGGGGCAGAUGGGUGUGGAUGGAGUCACCCCAGAAUUGGGCCUGCCGGGGACUGGCCAACAUGUACGUAAGGUCAACCAAGAAAGUACAGGACUUAAAUUUCGGAUAAAUAACAAACAAUUUUUUAGUGCCCAAAUGUUGGCUUGGCCAUACUUACACUAAGAAAGCAUUUGCUGUUUGCCUGAGUCCCGUUUCCCCGUUUUUGUGUGCUGACUGUGUCUGCUGACCCUCCAGGAAGGCUGGCAGGGAGGCCUGCUGGUCUGGACAGCAGAGGCCAGGAAGGCGGAGGGCCGCUGUGGUGAUGGGGCGGGGAGGGGUCGGCUAGGGUGCCGGCGCUGACGCAGGCCCCAUCCGCAGGUGGCAUGGGGCCGGGGCCCACCCGCUAGCCGCCGCCAUGUCCCGAGAGGCCGGCUCCUGCCGCCUGGGCCCCGGGGCGCGCGCCCGGGCGCGGAAGCCCAAGAAGCCGCACUACAUCCCGCGGCCCUGGGGCAAGCCCUACAACUACAAAUGCUUCCAGUGCCCCUUCACCUGCCUGGAGAAGUCCCACCUCUACAACCACAUGAAGUACAGCCUCUGCAAGGACUCGCUGUCCCUCCUUCUGGACUCCCCUGACUGGGCCUGUCGCCGCACCCCGGCCACGUCCCGGCCUCCCGUGGCCAGCCCGGGCCGUCCCGCGGAUCCCUUGGCCCCAGCUGACCCUGGCGCCCGGCCCCGAGGGGCGCGGCUCCCGGACGCCCCCACCACACCCGACCUGGACCUCACGGCCGCCGAUGUCCUCUCCCUGCGCCGCCAGGUCGGGGGCCCCCGGCAGGGGGCUGAGGGCUCCUCCCCAGGGACACCACCCCCUGAGGCCGGGGACAUGCAUAAGGGUGCGGGCCUGGAGGGCCUCCUGGCUGAGUCGUGGAAGUCAGGGUUGGGCGGGGGCCGGAGGAGUGCGGCCGUGGUGGGCGCCAUGGGCCCCGAGACCAGUGUUCCCUGCUAUCCCCCGCCCAGCUCCGGGGAGCUCCCCGAGGCCCAGAGUCUCCACCUGUCCCUGCUGGGUGUCAACUACCCUCUUGGCCCAGGCCUCUUUUCCUACCUGGGGCCCUCCCUGGCUGCUGCCGCCCAUGUGCCCUUCCUGGCCUCAGCCAGCCCCCUGCUGCCCCCAGCCGCUGCCUUCCCUGCCCCACAGCCCCCCGAACGCCCCGCCCUGGUCCCCCGCCUGUACUAUCCCCUGCUGCUGGAGCACAGCCUGGGGCUGCCAGCCGGUAAGACCGUCCUUGCCAAGCCCCCUGUGCCCCCAAGAGGGCCACCUGGGGCCCUGGUCCCUGGGCUGCUGAAGGUGCCAGUGCCGGGGCUGGGUGGGCCCUGGCCCCGCAGCACUCUCAGGGACCCUGGGCAGGAAGAGCAGCUGGGGCGAGCGGCCCAGAGUGACCCCAAGAGAAAGCUGGCCCUGGGGGCCCAGCCAGAACCCCUGAAGGCCCCCUGCAGCCGAGCGAGCGUCAGUGCCCAGAGCAGCCUGCGGACCGGCCCCUCCGCGAUGCUCUGGCCCGAAGACGAGGAGCUGAGCGACCUCGAGACCGCUGGCCCCGCGGCCUCCCUGCCCCUGCAGCCACUUGGCUUGGCACUGGGGGGCCCCGGGCACGUGGGCGGGGACCUGACACGGGCCCUGGGCGACUGUGCUAGGGUGGAGCAGCGCCUGGGCCAGCUGGCGCCUGCCGGGGGCCUGGCCCCACGGCCCCUGCGGGAGCAGCUGGGAAAAAUCCGCCGUGAGCUGCUCACCAUCCACCAGGCGCUGGCGCGGGCCACGCAGCCAUCCGACACACCCCUCGACCUCUCUGUGAAGCGGGCGCCCGCCAAGGGGCAUGAGGUGCCCGCGGGGCUGUGGGCGCAGCCGGAGCAGGGCCCCACACUGGCCCGGGGAACCCCGGAGCCACACAGCCUCCUGGCGGCCCAGCCUCUGACCAGCCACACCACCAAGUGUGAGGCCGACUCCAGUGUCCCUCCCCCAGCCCUUCCCCUGCAGGCGUCCGAGGACCCUGUCAUUCCCAGCAGCUGGGGUGCCCAUGGUGGGGCUGGGGGCUCCUGGCCCCCCGAGGCCAUCCCGGGCCUGCAGAGCCCUCCGGGUGCCGAGGUCUGACCACAGCCCCCGCUGCCCCCGCGGUCCUUCCCAGAUGGGUGCCCUCCUCCAGCCCUGCACCCGCUGCCCUGUUCCCCUCCUGCCCCAGCAUGCCCUGGGGACAGACCCCCACCCGCUGUGGCCACGCCUGUCUCUGGGGUCAUGCAGGCACUGCCCAGGGCCCCUUAGUGAGCACGGUUGUGGACAUUAAAACGGAGACCGCCUUCA
This is a messenger RNA of Capra hircus (goat), 3420 nucleotides long. It is a transcript of the gene PRR35, whose product is annotated as proline rich 35. The record is from RefSeq and is a predicted model, not a curated record. Lineage: Eukaryota; Metazoa; Chordata; Mammalia; Artiodactyla; Bovidae. The coding region runs from base 1489 to 3213 and encodes 574 amino acids. The transcript has 2 exons.